Molecule: messenger RNA, 639 nt
Organism: Exaiptasia diaphana
Lineage: Eukaryota; Metazoa; Cnidaria; Anthozoa; Actiniaria; Aiptasiidae
Product: p21-activated protein kinase-interacting protein 1-like
Exons: 4
Coding region: 16-600 (194 amino acids)
Molecular function (GO): protein binding
Source: RefSeq, a predicted model, not a curated record
ACUACACUCGCUUUAAUGGCUUUGGUCUUGUUUGGCUGUAAUGUAUUUUAUCUUUACCAGGAAAAGUACCUCGUGGCAGGUGGUGAAUUUGAUGGCAUUCGAGUCUUUGAUAUCGAGAAAGAAACUUGUAUCCAGACAGUGUCCGGYCAUGAGAGCAGAGUCAAAGCAAUCGAGGUUGUCUGUAAUCCAUUCCCAGACGAAGACAGCAAAUGUCUUCUUGUCUUCUCUGUUUCAUCGGAUGGUGAUCUAAGGGCGUGGUCUUUUAAUCGAGACAAUUUCGAAGAAGAAGCCAGCUUGUUAGCUCGAUAUGAAAUGAAUGGACGACCGACAUGCUUAACAGUUUCUUAUCCCGGAAAACUUUCACAUUCUAAAAAGAAUACCGAAACAGAACAGAAAGUCCAAGAGAAGCAAGAAGACCAUGACAUUAGUGAACAAAGACCUCGAGAUUCAGGUGUCGAACCAACGAAGAAGAAAAUAAAGAAAAAGAAGAAAGGUUCGUCAAAAAAGAAAAAGAAGCCAGUUGACGGUGAAGAAACAACAACAGCCCAACCUAGUGAAUUACACGAAGAUGAAGACGAGGAAAUGGAAAAAUCGACAUAAUGUAAACAUGAAAAAUUGGAAUAAAAAAGUUGGAAAAAA